AUGUUAUAUGGUUUAUCAAGAGUAUCCUUUAGUUUCAAAUCUGUAAAACCUGCUAUUAUAUUAGAAAUAAAAUUUGAGCCACAUGGCACCCCAGUCCCAGGACUUGAUAUACACAUAGCUCAGGUUAUGUCAAUCAAGCCUUCUCGACUAGCCCAGCUCCAGGAAGAGACCAAGGCUGAUCCCACCCUCAAUGAACUCAAAGAGCUCAUCAUAUCAGGAUGGCCUGAAAGCAUGAGUGACCUCCCAGAACACCUUCAUGCAUACUGGUGUUUUCGUGAUGAAAUGACCAUCAUGGAUGGACUCAUCAUGAAGUCCAACCGUGUAAUUGUGCCUGCGUCAAUGAGAAGUAAGACAAUAAAACGUCUUCAUGAAGGUCAUCAAGGCCUCACCACAACCCUUCGACGUGCUCGUACAACAGUGUACUGGCCUAAAAUACAGCAGGACAUAGCUGAUGUCAUCAACAAAUGCAGUGAAUGCCAAAUACACGCUAACAAGAAACCCCGUCCCCCUGAGAGACAACUCUCUGCCACUAGGCCCAUGGAAGUCAUAGCAGUUGACUUGCUCCAACUAAAUGGAAACUACGGCCUUGUAACAGUUGACUACUAUUCAUCAUUCAUCACAUAUGACGCAUUAACAUCAGCCUCUACUGGUAGUGUCAUAACAGCUCUUAAUGGAACAUUCCAGAAAAUGGGAGCAACAGUAGAAAGAAUACUCUCUGAUAAUGGACCCUGUUUCAAAUCAGAAGAAUUCAAUAAAUUCUGCAAGGAACUGGAUAUCAACCAUGACACCUCAAGCCCUUACCACCACCAAGGCAAUGGUAAAGCUGAAAGAGCCAUCCAAACAGUUAAGAAAAUCUUAAAGAAAACAAAAUCAAGCGUCCAAAUCACUCUGGCUCUUCUAGCAUACCAUGAUACCCCAAUUAGUGACAAUCUCCCAAGCCCAUCAGAACUUCAUUUUGACAGGAGAAGUUCUAGAAUCUCACCUGCUCUGCCAUCCCAACAGCUGAUAGAGUCCCAAAAGAAAAUGCUCAGUGACAAACGAUCAUCACAUCUCAGACCACCCAGUGAUGUGAUCGAAGUACAUCCCCAAACAGCCGCUGUCAUCGACCAAAAAGAUGACCAUCCAAACUCCUAUUGGCUGGUUAAUGAAAACAACAGAAGGAUAAGGAGGAAUGUACAUGAUAUAAAAACCCGUCAUGUGCCUAUGCCUCAAAGUGAUCCACCCCAGCCCAUUUGGCCUCCUACACCAUCCAUGGUGAAGCCAAUUAAUCCCCAGCCUGUCAGCAUUCCAUCACCAACCAGACAGAUUCCCAGGACCCCUGAUCCCAAUCCCAACACCAAUGUGAACAUUCCACCAGAUGUACAUGGACCAGUGAGAGUGCAAGAGAAACAGCAACCCAGUGCAAAAACUCCAAACAAGCACUCUAUGACCCCAAAGCAACCUGCACCACAGAAGGUCUCCAGGUCAGGAAGAACCAUCAAAAGCACAAAGAAUCCAGACUUUAAAUAUCAAAAUGCUAACUACAUGUGUCAUGCAAACUUUGAGUGA
Messenger RNA from Penaeus indicus, 1548 nucleotides. RefSeq lists its product as uncharacterized. NCBI's taxonomy places the organism in Eukaryota, Metazoa, Arthropoda, Malacostraca, Decapoda, Penaeidae. The coding region runs from base 1 to 1548 and encodes 515 amino acids. Gene Ontology annotation, molecular function: nucleic acid binding. The record is from RefSeq and is a predicted model, not a curated record. Gene Ontology annotation, biological process: DNA integration. The transcript is spliced from 3 exons.